CUAACAGGCCUCCAUUCUGUGGGGUUCAGACGUGGGGGUUUUUCAGUGUCCACUCUUUUCCACUUGCCGAAUUGUCUGUAGACGGCCUUUGAACUUAAUGCGAUCAAUCUUCAAUCAUCGCCUCAAUUGGGGUCGGCACUGGAACCACAUUCCCAUUCCUUGAUCAUGGCAGGCGUCCCACCGUCUCUGUUCUCUUUAACAAACCCUUUCCUCCCUUUUUCUAUUCUUCUCAAUCCCGAUAAAUCCUCCAAACUGAGCUCCUACACCUGAAUACCGCUCGUAUACAACCACAGACAAAAUGACCACAAACGGAACAACAACAAGACGACCUCUCGUCCCCGGCAUCUACGUGCCAACGGUCGCCUUCUUCAAGGACGACGAGGAGGUCGAUCUCCCCACUGUUGAGAAACACGCCGCCUACCUCGCCAACGCCGGUGUCACCGGCCUCGUCGUCCAAGGCAGCAACGGCGAAGCCGUGCAUCUCGACCGUGAGGAACGCAAACUCAUUACAGCAGCCACCCGCCGCGCCCUCGAUGCCGCCGGAGCCACGUCCAUGCCCCUCAUCGUCGGCUGCGGCGCGUCCUCCACCCGCGAAACCAUCCAGUUCUGCAAGGACGCCGCCGACGCCGGAGGAGACUACGUCCUUGUCCUGCCGCCCUGCUACUACAAGUCCCUCGUGAACAACGCCGCCCUCCUCGACUACUUCCGCGACGUCGCCUCUGCCUCCCCGAUCCCCCUCCUCAUCUAUAACUUCCCCGGCGCCUCCUCCGGCCUCGACCUCUCCUCCGACGACAUCCUGACCCUCGCCAAACACCCCAACAUCGUCGGCGUCAAGCUCACCUGCGGCAACACGGGCAAACUCGCCCGCAUCGCCGCCCAGGCCAAACCCGACUUCCUCACCUUCGGCGGCUCCGCCGACUUCACCCUCCAGACCCUUAUCGCCGGCGGCGCGGGCAUCAUCGGCGGCGUGGCGAAUCUGAUUCCGCGCUCGUGCGUGCGCCUCAUGGAGCUCUACCAAAGCGGGAAGAUAGCCGAGGCGCAGGCGCUGCAGGCGGUCGUCGCGCGAGCCGACUGGCUGGCGAUCAAGGGUGGGUUUGUCGCGGUCAAGAGCGCCCUGCAGUCGUAUCGCGGGUACGGCGCGCUGCCGCGGCGGCCGUGUGUGGCGCCUUCGGCGGAGGAGGCGUCUGCAUUGAAGAAUGCGUUCCAGGAGGGGAUGGAGAUGGAGCGGAGUUUCGAGGUUGCGUAAUUUGUAUGAGUUUUAUGAUAUAGCAUUGUUGAGCACCUUAGUCUGUGUUGUGAAUGAAAACAUGCCCGACGGCCGCGAUCAGCAUAGCAUGUUAUGAGUUGCCGUGCCAUGUCGAACUAUCUACCCAACGUCAAUUCCUCAAACUUUUAUCUUCCAGGCCAUAUAACCCAGUAG
This is a messenger RNA of Aspergillus novofumigatus IBT 16806, 1420 nucleotides long. RefSeq names its product dihydrodipicolinate synthase family protein. The transcript is spliced from 2 exons. Gene Ontology annotation, molecular function: 4-hydroxy-tetrahydrodipicolinate synthase activity. Bases 299 to 1246 code for a protein of 315 amino acids. Lineage: Eukaryota; Fungi; Ascomycota; Eurotiomycetes; Eurotiales; Aspergillaceae. The record is from RefSeq and is a predicted model, not a curated record.